Molecule: messenger RNA, 1947 nt
Organism: Megalobrama amblycephala (Wuchang bream)
Lineage: Eukaryota; Metazoa; Chordata; Actinopteri; Cypriniformes; Xenocyprididae
Gene: slc35f2
Product: solute carrier family 35 member F2
Exons: 9
Coding region: 179-1360 (393 amino acids)
Biological process (GO): transmembrane transport
Cellular component (GO): membrane
Molecular function (GO): transmembrane transporter activity
Source: RefSeq, a predicted model, not a curated record
CAAUUGGCUGUUUGGGGAAAUGGGCGGGGUCUUAAGUUGGCCGAGCGCAUUUAUGAUUUCUCGCUUUCAUUGAAAAUGAUGACACUGUGGUUGGAUUUUAUCUGAUUAUUCGUAAAUUACGGACAUGCCAGAUCAGUUACAUUCAGGUUCUUGAAUUUUCUAGGUCUCUGUGUAAAAUAUGGAUCGUGAAGUGGGAGAGGACUCAUUUGAGUGUGGAAGCUUGGGAACUCUCAGCCGCUGGGGGAAAUUCCUUUGUGGUCCACGGAAUCUCACGCUCAAAGAAGUGUUUACAUGGAAGCUUUUCAAAACUAUUGUAAUGGGUCAGGCCCUCUCCAUGCUGAUAUGUGGGACGGCAGUUACAUGUCAGUAUCUGGCAGAUGCUGGGGUCGAGACGUCAGUGCUGCAAAGCUUUCUCAAUUACACCUUGCUGCUGCUCACCUAUACUUUAGUCUUGGCCUUCAGGAGAGGUGAAGAAAAUAUUAUUCAAAUUCUAAAAAAAAAGUGGUGGAAGUAUUUUCUGAUGGCUCUUACGGAUGUGGAAGCAAACUACACUGUUGUGAAGGCAUACCAGUUCACUACGCUUACAAGUAUACAGCUCUUGGACUGUUUUGUGAUCCCGGUUCUGAUGGUGCUCUCGUGGAUCUUCUUGAAGACUCGCUACAGACCAUUGCAUUUUGUAGCUGUGGCCGUUUGCUUGAUUGGGGUCGGGGCGAUGGUGGGAGCAGAUCUGCUGGCGGGGAGAGACCAAGGCUCAAGUAGUCAUGUGUUGUUGGGGGAUGGACUAGUGCUGGUCAGUGCUGCUCUGUAUGCAGUGUCUAACAUCUGUCAGGAAUACACAGUGAAAAACCUGAGCAGGGUGGAGUUCUUGGGCAUGAUUGGACUCUUUGGUACCCUCAUCAGCGGUUUGCAGAUGAUUAUUCUUGAAUCCAAAACUAUACCGGACAUCAGCUGGAACUGGAGAACAUGCCUGCUCUUUGUUGCAUAUACUCUGUGCAUGUAUGGGCUGUACAGUUUCAUGCCUGUCGUGGUGAAGAUGACCAGCGCCACCGCUGUAAACCUCUCACUGCUGACUGCCGACCUCUUCAGCCUCUUCUGUGGCUUGUUCCUUUUUCACUACAAUUUCACCGGCCUGUACAUUGUGUCUUUUGUGGUGAUUACGCUUGGUUUCAUCAUGUUCAACAUCGUACCGACCUAUACAGCAGAUCAGCCGUAUGCCACUAAUGAUGAGGCGUAUCAUCUUGCUUCAUCUGCGGAUGUCCAACAAGAGGGAGGCGUUGUAGAUCGGCUGCAGAAGGAAGAACAUGACGAACUGGAUAGGACAGUGUUCAAUCACAAAGCACACUGCAAUGGACUCUAUUAAUGGAGUACCUUAGAAAUCAACAGGAAUAGAUUAUUGUACUGACAGUAAUGGAUUUCACAGAUUCUCUUUAGAAGAGUCUGUAUUUUUUUGCCAAAGGCAGCGUUUGAUUUUUAUAUAUAUAUAAUAUAUUUUAAUGGAUUUUAAAUCCACUACAGUGUGCCUUCAGUCUGUAUUUUUAUUUACACUAAUUUGUGUAUAAAUGUUAUUUAAAUCUACUGAGAUUUAAGUUCAAACUAGAAAAUUCUUUUUGCAGAAAAUAAUGCACUGAGCUGUACAGUACUAACUUAAACCUCUUGGGGUGCUAACAUCUCCAUUCCAGAUGAGAUGCUGUUUCCAGUAUUAUUAUUAUUUGUAUUAACAUUCUUUAUCUUUUGUAGAGUUCUUGAUUUAUUUAAGGUUUUUUGUUGUUUUGUUUUUUACUUGAGUUACAAAAUUAUAAAAAGUUAUGAAACUGUAGAUAAUGACUUUUUAUAUUCAACUUGUUACAUUAUUGAACAUGUACAGUAUUUUAUGUAUGUUUAUAUUUUAUGUAUCCACAUUUGGAAAUUAUUUCUGACCAUUAAAGUGGUUUUAUGUCUCAUAGUAAA